Balaenoptera acutorostrata (minke whale) is the source of this 901-nucleotide messenger RNA. RefSeq names its product lipocalin like 1 (gene LCNL1). The record is from RefSeq and is a predicted model, not a curated record. NCBI's taxonomy places the organism in Eukaryota, Metazoa, Chordata, Mammalia, Artiodactyla, Balaenopteridae. Gene Ontology annotation, molecular function: small molecule binding. Bases 1 to 576 code for a protein of 191 amino acids. The transcript is spliced from 6 exons.
AUGCUGCAGAUGCUGCGGAUUGGCUGGACCCCCGCCCUGCUCGCGGCCUCCCCAGGCCAGGCCCAGGUCCCCGCCCAGGCCAACCUUGACACCAGCCAGUUCCAGGGCAUCUGGUACGUGGUUGGGGCGGUGUCAGAUGACCAGGGCUUCCUGGACUCCAAGGACAGCGUGAAGAUGCCUGUGGUCUUGGUGACCCCCUUGGCCAACAGCGACCUGGGCCUCAAGUUUGGGUACCCCACGCCCGAUGGCGAGUGCCAGAAGAUGGACGCGACCUUCACCAAGGAUGCCGUGGACGGGCAUUUCGCUUCCCCAGCCAUGGCCCAGACCAUCAUCUGGGUGGCUUUCACCGACUACAAGCACUUCGCCGUGUUGUACUCCGAGACGCAGAAGGGGGACGUUAGGAACGUCCGGCUGCAGCUCUACACCCGGGCCCCAGAGCUAUUUCCUGAAGAUGCCCAGAAGAUGCAGCAGCUGGCACCCGAAGCGGGCUUGAACCCCAGCCAGGGCACCCUGCUGCCCAAGUCAGCAGGAGGAAGGAAGAUUUUUCUUCCCGCCCAGCAACAGCCCAGCCAAUGAGAGACCAGCACAGUUCAGCCAAUGAAAAGCCACCACACUUCCAACUCCCAGUUUCCUCCAAUGGACUCUUCGUUUAGAACACCCCCCCCCCAUUCCCUCUUCUCCUCUAUAAAAGAGUUUCCUGUCUUUUGGUCUUCAGAUUUGCCUGUGGUUUCCCCUAGAUGGCAUGUACUGAAUUGUGAUUCUUUGCUUUUCCCAAAUAAACCCACUUUGCUGGCAAAAUAACUGGCUGUUUUAUCGUUUUAGGUCAACACGUACAAGAUAACCCUCUCAAGUCCAGGGAUUAAGGACCUGAUAUCUUUAGAGGUCAUUAGUCAGCCUACCA